GCCCACCCAGCGCGCAUGCGUACGCGGGCCGACAUCCGCCCGCGACUGGGUUCGCGCACCGACAUGGCGGCGGCCGAGGGCGGUGGCGGCGGUGGGGUGCGGCCGGACGCGACGGUGCAGCGGGUCGAGCUGGGGCCGCUGCUGGCCACGGCCCUCAAGCCGGGGGAGUCCUGGUACCUGGUGGACAGCCGCUGGUUCAAGCAGUGGAAGAAGUAUGUGGGCUUCGACAGCUGGGACAUGUUCGGCGCCGGCGAUCCCGGCCUCUUCCCUGGGCCUAUCGACAACUCGGGUCUCUUCGGCGAUCCAGAAGCUCAGAGUUUAAAAGAACACCUCAUUGAUGAGCUAGAUUAUGUAUUGGUUCCCACUGAAGCCUGGAAUAAACUAGUAACAUGGUAUGGCUGCAUAGAUGGACAGCAGCCUAUUGUGAGAAAAGUAGUGGAAUAUGGUCUGUUUGUGAAGCACUAUAAGGUUGAAGUUUACCUUCUUGAGCUGAAGCUGUGUGAGAACAGUGAUCCUGACAAUGUGAUUAGCUGCCACUUCAGCAAAGCAGAUACUGUUGCUACCAUCGAGAAAGAAAUGAGGAAACUAUUUAAUAUCCCAGCUGAGAAGGAAACUAGGUUAUGGAACAGGUAUAUGAGUAACACUUACGAGCAGCUCAGCAAGCUGGAUAGCACUGUGCAAGAUGCAGGGCUUUAUCAGGGUCAGGUUGUUCUAAUAGAAGUGAAAAAUGAGGAUGGCACGUGGCCUGGACAGCGUUUCCUUGCAAAAUCAAGCACUGCAACUAGCAGAAACUUUACUACCUCUUCAAAAUCAUCAGCAAGUUCUUAUUCCUCAGUGUCUGCCACUUCUGUCAUUACUAACGGUGAUAGCAGUAACUCCUAUGGACUGAACAGCUCCCACCUGGGCAGGGGAGGUUCUGGAUUUGUUUGUAACUCUUACAACUGCAGGGACAGUGCUUCCCUGUCACAGCCUGGACUCUGUGGACUCAGUAACCUUGGAAAUACCUGCUUCAUGAAUUCGGCAUUACAGUGUCUGAGCAAUACCCCUCCUCUGACUGACUACUUUCUGGAAGAUAAAUAUGAAGCUGAAAUAAAUCAGAACAAUCCGUUGGGGAUGAGUGGAGAAAUUGCAGAAGCCUAUGCAGAGCUCAUUAAACAGAUUUGGUCUGGGAGACAGUCUCAUGUGGCCCCACGUACGUUUAAAACGCAGGUUGGCCGAUUUGCUCCUCAGUUUUCAGGAUACCAGCAGCAAGAUUCGCAGGAGCUCUUGGCUUUUCUUCUAGAUGGCUUGCAUGAGGAUUUGAACAGAGUGAAGAAGAAGCCCUACUUGGAGCUGAAGGAUGCCAAUGGCAGACCUGAUUCGGAGGUGGCAAAAGAGGCCUGGGAGAACCAUAGGCUGAGGAAUGAUUCUAUCAUUGUGGAUAUUUUUCAUGGUCUUUUCAAGUCUACUCUUGUUUGUCCCAAAUGCUCCAAAGUUUCUGUGACUUUUGAUCCCUUCUGUUACUUAACCCUUCCGCUGCCCUUGAGGAGAGAUCGUCUCAUGGAAGUUACCCUGGUAUAUGCAGACCCACAGCAUAGACCUGUUCAGUACCGGGUCGUGGUGCCGAUGAUGGGGGCCAUCUCGGAUCUGUGUGAAUCGCUCUCCAAACUCUCUGGUGUUCCUGCAGAAAAUAUGGUGGUGACAGACGUGUAUAAUCAUCGAUUCCACAAAAUCUUCCAAAUGGAUGAAGGUUUAAAUCAUAUCAUGCCAAAAGACGACAUCUUUGUAUAUGAAGUUUGCAAGCCAAGUGAGGAUGGCUCGGAGUAUGUUACUCUCUCUGUUUACUUUCGGGAAAAGACAAUGAGGCAAUCCAGUAAUACUUCAGGGACCGUACUCUUUGGUCAGCCACUAUUAAUAUCUGUGCCGAAACACAAGCUCACUGUGGAUCACUUGUACAGUGUGGUUUUGGAGCAGAUCAGCCGCUAUGUGAAACUCCCUUUGGCAGAAGAAUACUCUACACCCUGCCCAGACAAAGGAACCUGCAAUGGCUCCAAUGGUGUGGUUGAAGGUGACAUUGAAGAGAUGGAGCAUCAGGAUGGCGGCCAGGAAGGCAAGGAAAAUCUGGGGGAAGAAGUUGAUCCCUGCCACUCUGAGGUCUGUAUGCAGAUCGAGUCAGCGAGAGACCUGCAGCCUUGCAAGAAGCAGUACUUCACUUUUAGCCUCGUAAAUUCCUCUGGGACUUCUGAGAUAAACUCCAUUGUAGAAGGAAAAAUCUUAAAAUUGAAUGCUUUUUCUGCGCUUGCUAUUGAUUGGGAUUCUGAUACACGGAGGCUACUUUUUGAUGAACAGGAGGCACAGGCAUUUGAAAAACAUGGAAGUAUGUUACAACCACAGAAGAAGAAGGCUGUGGUAGCCCUCAGAGACUGCAUAGAGCUCUUCACUACUAUGGAAACGCUUGGUGAACAUGACCCCUGGUACUGCCCUAACUGUAAGAAACAUCAACAGGCCACAAAGAAGUUUGACUUGUGGUCUUUGCCCAGGAUUCUGGUAGUGCAUUUAAAACGCUUCUCAUACAGCAGAUACUGGAGGGAUAAACUUGACACUGUUGUGGAAUUCCCUAUCAGGGGUUUAAACAUGUCCGAGUUUGUUUGCGACCCAAGAGCAGGCUCAUACGUGUAUGACCUCAUCGCAGUUUCCAAUCACUAUGGAGCCAUGGGAGUAGGCCACUACACUGCCUACGCAAAGAACAAAGUGAAUGACAAGUGGUACUACUUUGAUGACAGUAGUGUAUCCGUGGCUUCAGAAGACCAAAUAGUGACAAAAGCUGCGUAUGUGCUGUUUUAUCAGCGCCGAAACAGUGAGGAACAUACUGCCCCAUCUCCUCCCCAAGAAGAGUGUGACGGCAUGGAUACCAACUAAACAUCACCGCCAGCACUCGGCCACCAUGUUAGCGGUCGCUCUUCUAAAGCCAUGCCUGAGGCAUCUGAAAAUUUUUUCUUCCUUCUGUAGGAGUCAAGCAGAAAAAUCUAGCACUGAAAGAGUCAGUGCUGGGGGUUGCAGAAUAGCACUGGAGAGCCAGGAAUAGGUGCUGACACUUGGGUGUUUAGAGGCCAAAAAUAAUAUAUAUUGGAGCUUCAAUAAAGUUCUUUUUAAAAUCUGGCUGAGCUGUGUGGCUAGAGGCAGGAGUUGGGGCUGAGCUGGGCUGGAGGUCUUGGGCCGAGGGUGUAGCUGGGGUCGGGAGAGUACAGCCUGGGCUGGAGGUCACAGCAGAGCCUUCUGGGGCCCGUGGAGGAGUAUGGUGGGUACGAUUCUGUGAAUCGGCGAGGGGGCUUCCUGCCCACCCUCAGGCGUUGCUGUUGGGCCCUGCCUGUGUCAGGGACGCAUGCUGCACCCCUUCUGGAAGCUCAGUUCAUAUCUCUCUGCCUCUGGCCUGUCUGUUGCAGUCUCUGCCAUCAUACUUUGUUCCCCUCGCUACACAGCAAACAUUUCUCUUUCUUUUGUCCUUUCACCGAUGCAUUUGAGACUCUUCUGGGCAGUUUUGACUCAGCCUUUUUCAUGUGAAUGCUGAAUUCUGUAAUGUAGGAAACUUCACCAGAAGCACAUCAUACCUGCCUGCGCAUCAUACAUACCUGCCUGCGUGGCUGGCAUACACGUGAUGACAGGAUACAGUGGCUCUGGCUCCCCUUCUUCUGCAGAGAAAACAUCUGUAAGGUUGGCAAUUUCUUGUCCUCUCCAUCCAUCUCCUACACCCCUCACUUUCAGCUACUCUGUAAGCACUUUUCUGCCUCCACUGUUUCCCCUGUGGUUUGUGCAGUGGCAGCAUUUUUAUUGUUUUUUUGCUCAUUUACGUGGCUCCUUGGAGCUUUUCCUCCAGCAAAGCUCAGCACUGUGUCCCCAGAGCUGUCAUCUGUAAAGGUGACAGCCCAAUGCAGUGGAUUGUGUGAGGUUUUUAGCCUUUUCUCUUGCAACUUUUGGGUUUUUUUUUUUUUUUUUUUUUUUUUUUUUUUUUGGACUGCUCUUUCAGCCUUUAGAUCCCCCAACCCAUCAUCUUCUGUGAGGCUGUACGUGUGAUGCUCCUGUCCGAGGUCUCUCUUUGCCUUAACUGUUCAAUAGUUCCGCUCCAUCCUUUUGGCACAGCUGGCAAAUGCUCUUCCCUCUGUCCCCCUGUAUUGGCUGUUACUGGUAGGACUCAAGUCCAGCUUUCCUCUUGAAUGAGGACUCCUGUGAGCAUGAGAUCCGGUCAGUCCUCGGGGAAAAAUGGCUUCCCAUGUGAAAAAUGGGAAGAACCUAGAGCCUUAGCCUGUGUUUUUUAGGGAAAUACCUAGAUCAAGGUGGUGAACCAAACAGGAGGGUUUUUCCUUCUUGCAGCCAAGUGCGUUGGCAGAACACAAGGCUAAGACAAGCUACUGCUCUGCUUUUUUUUCCUUUCCCCCUGAAAUGCGUGCUUGCAGCCACUCGGUCCUCGCUGUGCGCAGUCCCUGUGGCUUCACUGCUGACUGUAACCACUUCCAACGGUCAGCGUAACAGCGGUCACCCAUUUAACUCCAAAUACGCCAGCUCAGCUCCCUUCUGCAGCUCUUGACGCCAAGCCCUGUAGGAAACGGUUGUGUGUCCGUCCCCGCGCCUCUGCUGCGCUGCAGCCGAGCAAAAGUCCAGCCAGCAACUUGCUGCCUUGUUCUGCUCCAAGCAGGGGGGAGGGCGGGCAGUGAUGGGAGGCAGGAGGGCUUCCUCUAGCUGACAUGCUAGUCUUGUGAUCCUCUUCUGCUGAGUUUUUUCUUUUAAAGCAUUGAAAUUUGAAUUUUGAGAUUGGAAUUGCUUAAUGCUUCUGCUGUUCUGGUUUUGGGGUUGUUUGGGAUUUUUAUAACUCUUAAUAUUUCAUUUCUUUGGUUUUGGGGUUUUUUCCCUUGUUACUGAGGGGAGCAUCAAAAAAGCAAUUGUUAAGCUGUAGGACUGCACUGAAUGACUCUGAUCAGCAUUUUUUUUUGUUUUACCCUGAAAAAAAAUAAUGUGGGUAGUCCAAAAUGGGGAAGAGAGGAAAGAGAGGAGAGUAAAAGACCUUUUUAAAAGAAAAAUCAAUCUGAAACAGCCCGUGUUCUUCUCCUCGCCUCCCUACCUGUGCUGACACUGAGAAAUGCAUCAGUGGGGCUAAAUCUCCAAUGCUCAGAUGCUGAACAGACUUUGUACUGCAGAAAAAGUGGCCCAGCUCUUACUUUCUCUGCCUCUGAGCUGGUGGGCUUUGGCUGGUGUGUGUGUGUGCUCUAAUACCAGACCUGGUUUUUAGACUAGCACUUUGUAAGUGGCUGGCUCUAUUGUACAAAGAGGAAAAUUAAAGAGUGGUUUGCACUGAAA
Molecule: messenger RNA, 5328 nt
Organism: Grus americana (Whooping crane)
Lineage: Eukaryota; Metazoa; Chordata; Aves; Gruiformes; Gruidae
Gene: USP4
Product: ubiquitin specific peptidase 4
Exons: 22
Coding region: 16-2898 (960 amino acids)
Biological process (GO): protein deubiquitination
Molecular function (GO): cysteine-type deubiquitinase activity
Source: RefSeq, a predicted model, not a curated record